CACAGUUUAGUUGAAGGUUCCUAUUGGGGCUCCGCACUGUUUGGUUUUGUUGUUUUAAUUUCCAUCCAUGUUGUGCGCAAGUGUUUUCCUUUUGGUCAUGGCUGGCUGGUCGACCAAUGCAGAUAAAAUGAGAUGUUUCUGCAACUCCGAAAGGUGUAUUAGAGGAUUUUGCUACACGCAUGUUGGGUGCUACAUCAAUGUUCUGGCACCGACAGACCGCGUUAAUCAAACGCGUAUCAGAUAUGGCUGCCUCGUUGGUAAUACAACACAAUGCAGGAACACCAAUACAUCGAGAUCUCUGUGUUGCAAAAAACAAGAAUUUUGUAAUAUGCCGAUGCCUCUCAGAGAUGCUGUUUUGAGAAGAUCAGACAACAAACAAGUUAAUGACGUCAUAAAACCAUCCUGUGGAGCGUCUGCAAUCCGACAAGCCAGCGUCAUCAUCCCAAGCAUCCUCAUUGCUAUCAUCCUUCUUCUGUCGAUUUUAAUCUUCAUUGAAUGGCAAAGAAACCACAAGCGCUACAAACAACAACUCUCCAAUAAAUCGUUUACUAUUUUGAUUCCUGGACAAAGCUCAGUUUAACGACUACUAGUUUUGAUAUCCAUAGAGAUAAAUAUUUUCAUAAAAAAGUGAUUGAAUGCACAAAAUAUUUAAGUUUAAUAAGCGCUUAGUCAGCGAACUCAGUAUUAAAAUCAGUAUAACUGAUCAGAU
Exaiptasia diaphana is the source of this 709-nucleotide messenger RNA. RefSeq lists its product as uncharacterized. NCBI's taxonomy places the organism in Eukaryota, Metazoa, Cnidaria, Anthozoa, Actiniaria, Aiptasiidae. The transcript is spliced from 3 exons. Bases 68 to 580 code for a protein of 170 amino acids. The record is from RefSeq and is a predicted model, not a curated record.